CUAGUGAGCUCGUCCACCGCCGUCUCCGCUCUUUUGACUCCUCGGAGGAGAAACUCGCCGCCUCCUCUCUGCAGCAUUUCUACUCUCUUUGUGAUUCAGUUUCAUCGUUUUUUUGUUUUUUUUGUUUGGUUCUUUUCAGCUGUGAGAUCGUGCAGGGAAGAAAAGGCUCAGCAAUAGAGGCUGGAGUGUUUCUCUUCUGUCAUUUUGGUGCCAUUUGAUUAAAGGACUUGGCUGCAUUAAACGAAGUUAUCGUGCACACUUGCAGUAUUUUAUUUUAUUGUUUGUUUUUUUUUGGACGGGGGAAUCUGUUGCAGCUCGACAGGAGCAGAGCGCACCGUGAGGGGGGUUUUAACCGAGACAAAGUGAGAGAGACAUGGCGACCGAAGUGGAGACGUGGUCCACGGCAGCUCCAGCCGACGGGAUGUUUUCUUUUGACGCCAACUUGGCAGAGGCUUCCCGGCCCUACAGUGAUGACGAAGACGCGCUGAACGAGGUCGAGGUCAACGGCAACUGGACGCCCCAGGAGAAGGCCCUCCACGAGGCCCGUCUCAAAGCCAAGGCCAAGCGUCGCCUGCGCAAGUCCUCAUCUCGCAACUCCACCAGCGAGUCCUUCUCCGAGUCGGGAGAUGUUCCAGGCGGUGACCCACACAGUCCCAAGGGCAAAGUCAACACCAACGACCGCAAAUCCAGGGCGGGCAAAGGCAGAGGACUGCCGAAAAAAGGUGGGGCUGGUGGUAAAGGCGUUUGGGGAGCUGCUGGGAUGGUUUAUGAAGAUGAGGAGCCUGAUGCACGAGAUCCCAACUAUGAUGAAUCCUCCCAGGGGGACACGGUUUAUGCAACAGUUGUGCCAGAGGUAGACGAGAAGGAGCUAGAAAAAAUGGUCAACCCAAUUGUACAGGAGUACUUCGAACACGGAGACACAAAAGAGGUCGAGAUGUUGCUGAAGGAGUUAAACUUGGGCCCACAUAAGUACGAGUUCUCCUCUUUGGCCGUGUCCUUGUCCCUUGAAGGCAAGGCCAGCCACAGAGAACUCACCUCCCGACUGCUGUCCGAUCUGUCGGGGAAGCUCAUGUCUCAAAGUGACAUGGCCCGAGCCUUCGACAAGAUGCUCAAAGAGCUUCCAGACCUCAUACUGGACACGCCGGAGGCUCCACAGAUGUUAGGUCAGUUUAUAGCCAGAGCCAUCGCCGAUCACGUCCUGCCCAUGUCUUUCCUGGACUGCUAUAAGGGCAAAGUGGACUGUGAGUACGCCAGAGUGGCUUUAGACCGUGCUGCAGUGCUGCUAACCAUGAAGAGGGAGAUGGUUCGUCUAGACAAUGUGUGGGGCGUCGGUGGAGGUCUCAGACCUGUCAAACAUCUCGUCAAAGAGAUGAACCUCUUGCUCAAAGAGUACCUGGUAUCAGGAGACGUGUCGGAGGCGGAGCGCUGUCUGCGGGACCUGGAAGUCCCUCACUUCCACCAUGAGCUGGUCUACGAGGCUGUGGUGAUGGUACUGGAGUCGAAAGGAGACACUGCCAGUCAUAUGAUGAUAAAACUUCUGCAGUCCUUCUGGAAAACAGGCCUCAUCACUGUGGAUCAGAUGAACAGGGGUUUCCAGCGAGUCUAUGAUGAGCUCCCUGAAAUCAGCCUCGAUGUGCCACAUGCCCACUCCAUCAUGGAGACCUUUGUGGAUCUCUGCUACCAGGAGUCUGUCAUCACCAAACAGCUGAGGGAUGCUUGUCCCUCCAGAGGGCGGAAGCGUUUUGUGAGCGAAGGAGAUGGAGGGAUGAUCAAGAACUAAUCCAUCAGAGGAAGAGCAGCAAGAGGAGGAGGAGAAAGGGUGUCUACUGGUUCUUACACCUCGUUUCUGCUUCAGUGUGUUUCCCUGAAACCGGGCAUGCCUGCAGUCUGACGUUUCCUUGAUCCUCUCCUGAUCAUGUUGUCAUUACACAAACCAGCGUUGACGUUCGGUGAAAGCAAACUAAAGAGUGGCUUGGGGGUUCAGUUCCCUUCAUCUUCGUAAUCACUGUUUUUGACAGUUUUUUUUUUUUUUUGAAGAAUAUUCUGUGUUUCUGGGGAUGGUGUAACCCUCUUGCCUCAGUCUUUUUACCUGUUUGUCAAGAAUAACUCAAGUCAGAGCUGCAUAAAAACAGGACAGGCAGGAUUUUGUGAGAGAUUUUUUUUUUUUUGCUUUGUUUCACCUGUUGCCAUUUUUUUUUUCAUGUAUUGUGCUAUAAAUGGAAAAAAGCACUUCAGGACAGACAGUGCAUACUGUGCAGGCCGUGAGCACUUAGUAAUUUAGCUCAGCCACAAGGAUCUAAACCUUUUUAUCUUCUGUCACAAAUUAUUUGAAAUUAUUUCAAGGACAUCAUGCUUUGUACUUUCUGGUUCAAGUGGUUCUAUUGAUACUUUAUGAACAGUGCUUUUUGUUAUUUUAUUUUUCUUCAUCUCUUGGUCUCUGAGGCCAAAUGUUUACUUUGUAAAGCAGCAGUGAAAGCAAGAGGUGUUUGGGCACUGGGUGUUUUUUGAGACAUGCAUUAGGGCAAAUGUACUUCUAAAAUAAUAAAUUGGGAUACAUGUGUAUACAAAAAAAGAAAGAAAAUGAAAGUAAUAUUUUGAGCACUCUGACUUUUCUUGCCGUUAGCUGAUGUAUCCUGCCUCAUGGUCAGCAGGUGAUUCUGGACAGGCAACCUUCAAAUACAAAACCAAAUAUGCUGUAGAGCAUCUGCGAUUCUUUAAAGUUGGAAUCUGUUUAAUGACUCUAAAAAGGUAAAGUCAAAUUUUUCUUGGAAGACAGUUUGUCACUGCCCUUGUCUAACAGUUUUACAUGUUGACCAAAGUUGAAAUGAGUAUGUUUUAUUCAUUAAAAAUAGGCAACAAAUGAAA
Amphiprion ocellaris (clown anemonefish) is the source of this 2865-nucleotide messenger RNA. It is a transcript of the gene pdcd4a, whose product is annotated as programmed cell death 4a. Gene Ontology annotation, cellular component: nucleus; cytosol. The coding region runs from base 374 to 1780 and encodes 468 amino acids. NCBI's taxonomy places the organism in Eukaryota, Metazoa, Chordata, Actinopteri, Pomacentridae. The transcript is spliced from 11 exons. Gene Ontology annotation, biological process: negative regulation of DNA-templated transcription. The record is from RefSeq and is a predicted model, not a curated record.